Molecule: messenger RNA, 999 nt
Organism: Mandrillus leucophaeus (drill)
Lineage: Eukaryota; Metazoa; Chordata; Mammalia; Primates; Cercopithecidae
Gene: BOLA1
Product: bolA family member 1
Exons: 2
Coding region: 262-675 (137 amino acids)
Cellular component (GO): mitochondrion
Source: RefSeq, a predicted model, not a curated record
CCUGGCCUUGAGCGGGAAUCGCAGUAUCCGAGGCUGAGCGGCAGCUGGAGGUCGAAUUCACCGUGUCACGUAGAGAAAAGGGGCGGUGUCUCGGGUCUCCCCGUGUGGCUUCAAGGCGGUCUCCUGACAGAAGCUGGUGUGGACAUCUGGGCGUGGGGUUAGAGUGGAUGCGGGGGUCGCGGGGCGGGUGUUGACACUGUGCUCUCACCAGGCGGAUCAUCUCUACCCUCACUCCUGGUGUCUGUGUCUCUGGCGCAGCCGAUGCUGAGUGGGCGCCUGGUCCCAGGUCUGGUCUCCAUGGCUGGCCGGGUCUGUUUGUCCCGGGGCAGCGCGGGAUCCGGGGCCAUCGGUCCAGUGGAGGCCGCCAUUCGCACCAAGUUGGAGCAGGCCCUGAGCCCCGAGGUGCUGGAGCUUCGCAACGAGAGCGGUGGCCACGCGGUCCCGCCUGGCAGUGAGACGCACUUCCGCGUGGCUGUGGUGAGCUCUCGUUUCGAGGGACUGAGCCCCCUACAACGACACCGGCUGGUCCACGCAGCACUGGCGGAGGAGCUGGCAGGGCCGGUCCAUGCACUGGCCAUCCAGGCACGGACCCCUGCCCAGUGGAGAGAGAACUCUCAGCUGGACACUAGCCCCCCAUGCCUGGGUGGGAACAAGAAAGCUCUAGGAACCCCUUGAACCCUAAGAAAGGGGGAGGACCAAGAUCCGAAUGGGCUGAGUGAGCACGAACUACUGAGGCCUUCCCUUCGAUCCAGUCCAGCAUUUGUAAGGGAUGAAGAUCCCUGAGCCCUAUUCUGUUGGGGUCCAUACAUAUUCUCCAAAGAUAGCAACUUGCUUCAGGUCAAAGUGAACCCAAGAAAAGAGAAGAAUCACUCACUACUGCUCUUGCCCUGGACUAUUCAGGAAGGGCAACCCAGAUGUUUCAUGUUAAAUCGUGACAGAACUGCACCAAACCUGAUGAGUUGGAAACAAUCCUAUACAUUAAAAGAAAUUACACUAUGA